This is a messenger RNA of Sabethes cyaneus, 324 nucleotides long. RefSeq names its product endocuticle structural glycoprotein SgAbd-5-like. The transcript has a single exon. Gene Ontology annotation, molecular function: structural constituent of chitin-based larval cuticle. NCBI's taxonomy places the organism in Eukaryota, Metazoa, Arthropoda, Insecta, Diptera, Culicidae. Gene Ontology annotation, cellular component: chitin-based extracellular matrix. The record is from RefSeq and is a predicted model, not a curated record. The coding region runs from base 10 to 324 and encodes 104 amino acids.
UCAACCACAAUGAAAUUCCUGAUUGUUUUCACCGCCAUCGUAGCCGUCGCCCUGGCCGCCUCGGCUGAUGAAAAAAGCGCCUCCGUUGUCAAGUUCGAAAACGACCACAAGGGCGUCGACGGAUACAACAUAGCCUACGAAACCAGCAACGGAAUCGCCGCAGCCGAACAGGCCCUGCUGAAGACCUUCGGUGAUGAUGCUGCCGCCAUCGUGGUCAAGGGAAACUAUAAGUACACCGGUGCCGACGGUGUCGUUUACUCCGUUAACUACGUUGCCGAUGAGAACGGAUUCCAGCCGGAAGCUGCCCAUUUGCCUCGUGCCUAG